Messenger RNA from Columba livia (rock pigeon), 9196 nucleotides. It is a transcript of the gene MVB12B, whose product is annotated as multivesicular body subunit 12B. Bases 3996 to 4859 code for a protein of 287 amino acids. The record is from RefSeq and is a predicted model, not a curated record. Gene Ontology annotation, cellular component: late endosome; ESCRT I complex. Gene Ontology annotation, biological process: viral budding; virus maturation; regulation of epidermal growth factor receptor signaling pathway. Lineage: Eukaryota; Metazoa; Chordata; Aves; Columbiformes; Columbidae. The transcript is spliced from 11 exons.
GGUCGGGCCCGGCGGCCGCUCGGGGCUGCUGCGCGGCGGGGGCGGUGCGUCCGACAGCGGGGCCCGGCCCGGCCGCCCGUCCCGGCCCCUCCGCGGGCGGGGGCGCUCGCCUGGCCGGGGCUCUGCGGACCGGGACGGAGCCCUCCGGGCCCCGGAGCGCCCGGCUGCGCGGCGGAGCGGCCGGCGGGGCAGCCGGCUCGGGCGGGGUCGGCGGUGCCGGGCGCCGCGGGGAGACGGGCCGGGCCGGUCCCGGUGCGCUGCUCGGAGCAUCGGAGGGCUCUGCGGGGCGGGUGGCCAGUGGCACAGCGGCCGUGAUGGGUGGUGGGGCAAGGCCCUGGUGACCUUGACUCGCUCGAGAGUUUACUGCACAUUUUAUUAGUGACUGGUUAGAGAAGAUAACCAAAAACCCCUGCGUUUUGUGUGUCUGCUGCUGCAAAUGCUCCCAGUGUGGGUUUGCCUGACCGCCCAUUUUCUCAGCUGUUCUCAGGUUUCUGUGUAUGUGGAGGUGGUAAUGCGGGCUCUCUCUUUACAGCACAGGCCGGAGCAGUGAUACUGAGCUGUGUUUUGUGUCCUUAUCUCUUGCAUUACCGAGGCUUGUGAGCUUUCUCUGUGGCUUCUGGAGAGGUUCUCAGAGAUCCUCCAAGCUUCAGCGUCCUUUGUGCGGUCUCUGAGCGGGGACGCUCCCAGCGUGGUCACGGUCACGCGAGCAGGGUCUUUCAGCCGGCACAGACAGGCCGGGGUCCCGCAAGUGCUCAGCUGGUCUGGCUAAAACUGGGCUUUCUCCAUCUUGUGUUGUGUUUUCACUGAGUGAGAACAUGCUGAUGCAUGCUUAGUAGAUCCUGCAUGUUGUGUGGUUGGCAGGUUGGCAGUGUCAUUGCUGUAGUUUUUUGCUGAGAUAACUUUACUCGCUGGAUUUUCUCAGGAUACUGGGAUGAAGACUUAGCUUGAGCUUCUGGAGGUGUGAAAUAAAACGCACACCACCUCAGUCUUGCAGCGCAUACUGCUCUGACAAAGUGAAUCCCAGGCUUAAGGGUUCCCGUAGCCCCCCGGGAUUUGUUCAUACAUGUGCCAAGAUAGAAAUAACUGAACUGAAUGUCAUUUAAAUGUUGCUGCCCUGGUGCAAGGUUGUCUGUGUAUGGAAACCUAUUUUGGUUUGAAAUAGGACACUCUUCUCAAAUGCGUGUCCAUAGUUAGAAGUGCUGUGAAGCAACAGAAGGUUCAGUUUUGCUCAUUCCCUGACUGAAGUUCCUGUUUCCACGCAGCUAAGUCACAAACUGUAGAGAUCUUGCAGCUGUCUUGAAGGUGGGAGCCUGGGUGCGGGGGUGAUUCCAGACGUGCCUUCGUUUGGGGUGGAAAAUGAAACUGAAAUUGUGCCUGCUCGUGAUGGAGGCCUCCAGGCCUCUGACCCUGUGCCCGCCACGGUCUCCUGUUUUUCUGAUUGAAACUGUGUCCUAUUCCAUGAACAGAAAUAGGCGGCUGGCUGGGGCCGUGCCGUGUUCCCGGGGGCGCUGGGAGGACCAGGCGUGUGGAGAACGGCAGUGUGACUUCAACUCGCGUUGUGCCAGCAGUACCCAGCGCCUUUUCAAAACGGUGCAGCGAUGACCUGGGCGUGCAAGCGGGGGUUUUAGCAGCGUGUCUGCUUCGGUUUGAUGGGAUUAUUUCCUGUGGAGUGAAGGAACUCAGUAAGGUAGUUGAUAAUUUUUUUCUAGUUUUGCCUUAGCUUAUGCUUUUCUGCCGGUGGGAAGAGCAAGUCAGUGUCAAAGUGCAGGGCUUGUAGUUGAAGGAAGAAACAAUAAGACCAUUCUCUCUCCAGGUCCCUUGCUAUUUAACUUCAGAACUUGAGCCACUUUGAUGGCAGCGUGAUGCUUCUGUAGCAAGUACAUCACCAGGCCUGAUCUGGUCAUGUACCCACCAGCUUUUGAACUUGCCUGACAUGUUGAAAAGGAACACCAAGAGGGAAAAAUACUCUAUAAACUCACAAUAAUACAUUAUUUUCUGAAAAUGCGUUCCUUUGCUAAUACGUGUCCCAGCCAAAGCUCAGCAGUGUGUGUGGUCAGUCAUCUCAGUGGAACACUUGAAACGGCCAGUGAAGGCAGCAGGAAAGUGGCCGCGUGCCAGGAGCCGGUUCUGUGUGUCGUGUGCAGCGGGGUCUGGUGCGGGCAGGACGCGCGGUGGCUUUCCCUGGUGGUGGCACAUCCUUUCCCCGCCGGCCUUGUCCAAGCAGCUCCGUGACGUGUGGAAGCUUCUCUCUGCCCCAGGCGGGUGUCCGGCCUCCCCUGGCCGCCUGGGCCUGCCGGGGGCUGGAUGUGGUCCUGCAGCUGAGAACGGCCUCCAGCGAGCAUGCUCCCAGCUAAUGGGAAAAAUGUUCUUCUGGUUGUUUUGGGCCGUUCCCAGAAUAACCCUGCAGCGGGUGGAACAGCGGGAGCCCUUCGGUAGAGCUUGGCAAAUGCAGCUCAGCGCAGGAUGUUGAAAGGUGUCUCCCGGUCAGCUGGUUUGAGUUCUCAGCCACUGUGAUGUUAGGUGGGCGUACAGGUCAAGCUCUCAUUGUUUAAAGAGAGCUUCGUUAAAAUAACAAGCUGUCUAAUCAGAGUAUUUAUAGAAUCCUGCUCCUUAAUUUAAUCUGUUCUUUCACUGUUUGUAUUUUGUUUUUAAGUUCAAAGGCAUGAUGGAAAAGAAACCAAACUUUGCAGAUGCCCUAGGGGAGAAGUGGAAGGUAACUAAUCGUCUGCACAAUUACCCGGCCAGAGACUCCCCUCUGACCUGUGCAGAGUUCAGAAAAACAUUUAUCCGAGUGUGCAGACCAAUGGGUGCUGCCCUGUAUCUGUUCCAGAUGAGUCCUUGAUGCCACCCGCACAGCGGGAAGCUGGUGUGGUGCGGCAGAGCCCGCCCACAGGCUCCUGAUGCUGCGGUGCCGCCAUGCUGCGGUGCUGCCGUGCCAGGCACAGGCCCAGCCCCGCGGCUGCGGAGCCCGAGCAGGGAGCACCGUGCUAUCCGCAGACCCAGAGCUUUGUUUCCUGGGCAGAGGCUCUGCCCGCCUGUCUUCCCCAGCUGUGAGCAUGGGCUGCUGGCUGAGGAGGAGGAAGGUGCCCGUCUGGCCGGGCGCUGCGCAGCGGUGGCGGCGUGGGGAGCUCAGCUCGGCCCUUGCUGCGGCGGGGUGCCGCUACGGGCCCUGUGCCGCAUGGCGUCUCACCCGCAGCUUCCGCCGCCCGCCCUCUCGAGGCGGAAGGCCCGCUCUCCGUGCUCAGCCGCUGCUGCCAUAGAGGGGCUUUGUGCGAGCCGGCACAAAGCCAGGAUUGAUGGCGCUUCCCCUCCCCCUGCCGUGCUCUGACAAAGGUGCCCUUCUCCUCCCACCAAGGACAGGUGCCAUCGGGCCGGGGGUCUGCCCAGCGGCACUCGCUGGGGGUAGGGGCGCUGUCCCCGCUCCCGCUGUGGUGCCAGAGCCCUCCAGCGUUGUCCUUGCCCUCUCCAGGACAGCCCUGCUGUGGCCUGGGGUCCCUGCUGGGGCAGCAUUCGGCAGCAGGUCCCUGGCCCGUGUCAGCCCUGUCCCUGCCAUCAGUGCUGCAGCACAGGAGGGAGCGCCAGGGGCUCCUGCCUGCCCGGGCUCUCCCAGGCCUGCGAGGGGCACCCCCGAGGUGUCGGGGUGGGUUUGUUGGAGGUGCCAAGGGAGCGGAUCUGCUCCCCCACGGCGCAGCUGUGCUGGAACCCGCAGUGCUGUGUUCUCAGCGUGCUGGGGAGUAUUGCCACUUACCUGGAUUUCAGUUCAAAAUAGCCUAAGAGAAGCUCAUAUCAGCAUUAAUUAUCUCCCAGCUCCUCCCGAUGUGUAAUAACAAGUCAUCACAUUAUCAAGAGUGACUUGGAAAAGUUUCAGAAAACAUGCAUCUGUAUGAAGAACAGAUUCACGAUGUUUGCUCAGACUGGGCAUUGUGAAGUGUAAACCCAGGUCCCACUGGCACCAGCACUCACCUCUGCCUUUUCUAGAAGCAGAUCAGUCCAUAAUGCCUGAAGUGCGGGACCUCUCCGAUGCCCUGCCCGACGUGCCCAUGGACCCCAUCACAGGUGUCGGUGUGCUUGCGUCCCGGAACCGAGCACCGACAGGUUAUGAUGUAGUUGCACAAACAGCAGAUGGCUUGGAUGCUGACCUCUGGAAAGAUGGCCUAUUUAAAUCCAAGGUCACGCGAUACCUGUGCUUCACGAGAUCAUUUUCAAAAGAAAAUAGUCAUUUAGGCAACGUCUUGGUUGACAUGAAGCUCAUUGAUAUCAAGGACACUUUACCGGUGGGCUUCAUCCCCAUCCAGGAGACCAUCGACACUCAAGAAACAGCUUUCAGAAAGAAGAGGCUGUGCAUUAAAUUCAUCCCUCGAGAUUCCACAGAGGCAGCGAUCUGUGAUAUCCGCAUCCUGGGCAGAUCUAAGCAGGCCCCUCCGCAGUACACGUUCAUCGGGGAGCUGAACAGCAUGGGCAUUUGGUACCGGAUGGGCAGAGUUCCGCGCAACCACGAGUCUCCGCAGCCUGCCGCUCCUCCUGCCCAGGCGCCGGCGCCGGCUCCGAACCUGCCCAAGCACAUCUCGCUGACGCUCCCUGCCAGCUUCCGAGGGAAAAGUCACAGCUCUCGCCUGGACCUGGAGCACCAGCACUCGAAUUUGUACGCCAUAUCAGCGAUGGAUGGAGUGCCUUUUAUGAUUUCGGAGAAGUUUGCCUGUGCUCCUGAAGGGAUGCAGCCAGUUGAUCUCCUGGGCAUCACAAUCAAAACCCUUGCAGAAAUCGAGAAGGAGUACGACUACAGCUUCCGGACAGAGCAGAGCGCGGCGGCACGGCUGCCGCCCAGCCCCACGCGGUGCCCGCCCGUGCCGCAGUCCUGAGGGGGCCGCCGGCGCCGGAGCAGCGUGUGCGUGCAUACUACUGAGCAGGACACGGCACGGGCCGUCCCGGCAGAGUUCGGCUCCUGCCAUCGCCGCCCACCCUGCGCUGCACCAGCUCCUCCUGCACACACCGCUCCACACCUCGGACUGCGUGACCUUUGGCAGCUGCUCCCCCCCGCUGCAGACGCCUCCACGUGAGUACGUGACUGGAGCCUGACAGCAGCCCCUCGGUUGUCCCCACUUUGUAACCCCUGCUGCAGGGCAGAAAUGUCACAGAGCUGUAACAAACUGCUGCAAACAGCAAGCCAUGAGCUCACGGACCAUCAAGAGAUGCUCAGCAGUGAACCCUAGAACUAAGGAAGAGUAAAAGAUGCGGCCGGUGAACCUGCAGGCCCCUGGGCAUCCCAGCCGCACUGGUGUGCGGUCGUGCUGGGCUCUGCGCCAGGCGCGGGAGGCCCCUGCAGCACUCGGUUCAGCCAGCAGCCGAGUGCAGCGAUGCCCUGGUCUGCUCCGCCCGCGUGCGGGCACAUGGCAGCUCCGCUGUGCCUGCCCUCAGCCCCAUGCUGGGUUCCCUUGGUUUUGCUGGGCUGGCAGAGCUGGGAUCGCUGCUCAGAGCUGCCCUGGGCCCAUCCCCACCCUGGCAAGGCGCAGGGCUCAGGGGGCACCAGCUGCACGGCAGUUCCCGAGGUGAAGCACCUGCUUUGCACAGCGUGUCUGUGUGUCCGUCAGGACCUGCAGUGACAAACAUCCUGUGUUUCUUCCCGGGCUGGGUGCCGGCAGCAGCGCCGCUGACCCCUUGGCAGCCUGCGUGCUGUCACCUGCCCGACACUUGGGACAGUGUUCCAGUGUUCGCCCCACCAGCUGCUCAAACGAGAGCUGUGCCCGUUCCGGUGCGCUCCCAGGAAGCACUGAACUCUGACGCGGUGCAGGAUCAGGGCAGGAUCGUUAAACCCUGACCUCCGCCUGCCUGUGCUCGCUGACCUCAGCUUGCUCCCCCGCCAAACGCAUGUCCUGGAGAAGUCUGUUGCUGUAAUAAGUUAUUUAGAAGUGCCCAUCUGACUCCGUGCUGCUUUUUCAAGUCUCUGCUGUAGAACAAAGCUACAUCAUGGCAGCAAAAUGGCAAUUUUUGGGUGGUGUUAAAACAUACAACUUUUUCUAUUCUAAGAUACUGAUUACCUAACCCUAUUGAAAUGCAAUUGCCAUAGUAACAAAUAACAGUAUUGCCGCUCUCGGUCUGGGUCAUACGUGUGCCCUGACCUGCUUUGCACUGCUCUUGAUUGAUCUCGCGUUUUCUAGUUGGACAGAUGGUGACUAACAGUAGAUUUUGUACUGUCAGCUUGUAUUUUUUAUUUGUACAUAUGUAAAAUAUUUCUUGUCCAAAGAUUCAUUUCUGGUCUUAAGGCACCGUACCAUAUUGCUGGGAUAAUGAGCACAAACUACCGUAACAUUCAGGACAGACUGAUUCCAGGUCUUUGCUUCAACUUCUUCCAAUCAGGUAAAUAAUUUUCCGAUGCUGCCUCUGUAGAGCAAGGCUGUGCGGUUGGAAAGCGAAGGCCCAUUUGGUUGCAGGUGUGUCAUGUUUGGGCAAAAGAAUUAAAGCUACACCAUUGCCACCAGCUCUGGGGGUUUGGGUGACCCCUGGACGUGCUCGUUUACUUGGAGGCUGCAGCACCAUUUUCAGUUCUUAUUUAUCCUGCAGGAAAGCAAAGCCAGACCUCACCGCCAGGCUCACAAAGAGUAGAUUGAUGACGCCGACACCGACAAAUGAACACACCAUGGCAGCCUGGUCAUUCGGCUCAGGUUCACUUGAAGUUCAAAUCCACUCCAUGCUGUAGUACUAUGCCCAUCUCAUCCAUCUUUUGUCUUUCUAUUUUUCUGCUUGUCACUUGUUCUGUGGUUUUCUGUGGCAUCCGUUUAUCGCUUCUCCCGUGGCUCGGUGGACACGCAGCAGGUGAAGCUCCGCGCGGCGCUGCCCGUCGGUUCUGGCUGGGCCGGGCAGGGCCGCCGGUGCGGGGCAGAGCUGGGGGGGCGGCUGCUGGGCCCCCAGCCCGUUCUCCUUCCCGUGCAGCACUCGGGCAGCGGUGCAGGGCCUGGGGGCACUCCUGCUGUGUCCCAGAAAAACGGGCAGGUGGCUUCGAGUCCCUUCCCGUGAGAUUUACCUUAGACAGCAUCAGUAGAUAAAAUUGGUGCUUUAUAUUUAUAGCAACAGUUCCGUUUGCUCAGCUGCCUUAAAGAUAGCAAGCUCAGCUUUCUCUUCAGUGACCUACAAGAAACACUGGAUGGCUCUAAACGCUGACAGGACACGGAGCUGGGACAAGCAUCUCUGAAAUCUUCGGGAUAUAUUUGUGUAGUUGGUUCUCACUCUUCCCUCUCUUACACUGGCCUAGCAAAGCAGCUUCAGGGUGUAUCUGCAAAGCAACUUGAAAGCCAAGUUGGAUCUGUACAGCGUUUCUGCAGGGUGACUCUGCGAGGGACCCGGCACAGCCGUUCUGCGGUACCAGUGCAGCAGAGGCGUUUCAGGCGAAGAGCUGCAGCCGCGAGAGCCCCUGGGCUCCCAGAGCUGCUGGCAGAGGCUGAGAACAGGGCAGGUCCUGAGCGCGGGGCCCGGAGCCGCGCUGGGGAGCGCGGUGAGACACAGCGCAGGGCCCGGAGCCGCGCUGGGGAGCGCGGUGAGACACAGCGCAGGGCCCGGAGCCGCGCUGGGGAGCGCGGUGAGACACAGCGCAGGGCGCUUCGCAGUCACGCGUCGGCUUCUCAGUCCACCAACCAUUCAUCUCUGAAUUCCCAAGAUCCUGAGCAUCAGAUCAGCAUUUCCACAGGCGGGUGUUAUUUGCCGUUCCUUAACCUUGGUACUCGCAGCUGGGCCUUGCAAGGCUGGUCCUUGCGCCCCGGCAGCAGGUCCUCCCCACUGGCAAAUGCCAGAGCCGGAACCAGCAUCUCUUUGCAUCUCGCUCCCCGUCUGGCCAAAAGGCAACUGCGGUAGCAUUGGCCCAGGCAAUAAACAGUCAGGGAGCCCGACUCGGAUGUUGUCUGGCUGUGGAGAAGCCUUUGGAGUGUAAGGGUAAGGGAUGAGUCAAUGGAGAGCAGCAAAAGCAGAUUUACAGAGCUUUAUCAGAUGUGCUUGGUUAGCUUUCCUCUAUUUCUAGAACAAAACUAGUCUCUAGGUAGCUUAAUCUUGUGGCUGAUGGAGAAAUCAGUUUGCCAAAUUAUCAUGUGUGUGCAACAGAGACAGAAAAGCAGUAGUGAGGGGUUUGCUUACUGCAAAAUACACCUUCUGAUGUGAAUUAGUGGUGACACGCUGCCUCCUGGAUUUCUCGCGGCGAAGGGCAGGUCGUGCGCCGCGGUGGCUCGCGGGCCGGCCGGGCCGCGGUGCUGUCCGCUGUGUUAGCCGGGAAAGGCAAGGAAUUAGUCCAGAAAGUAGAGUGUUAACUUCGUGAUAAAAUUCAAGUGUGGACAGAUGUAGCUGUAGUUAUAGGAAUAAACUUUGUCAGCCUUUUUUCCUUUGACUGUCACCGAGUUUGCCCGCGGUGUUUGUAGGAGGGGUCCCUGGGAGCAUCCUGUAUAGUGAGGUUGUUGGUAGUCUGUAGCUUUGGGCUCCUUUGGUUUCACACCUGCCCCAUCCCCCUGGUUUCCUGAGCUCUUCAGCCUGACCCCGCACACGCGGAGCCUGGAGAAGCUCUAACGUGGACAGACGGACACUGGUGCGGCGGGAGGGAAACGGGAUGCGGUGCCGUGGUGCUGGCCGGUCCCACGUUGGCCUUCACCUCCCCGCUGCCCACGGGCGACUCGGGGUCUGUCCCCACGUCUGUCCCCGGGUCCCACGGGGGUGGCAGCGCAGCUCACCCCGAGCGGUCCCAGUCCCGGUCCCAAGGGCUCGCGCCUCGCGCUGCCGUCCCAUCCCGACCUCAGCCGCAGCCUUGCCCAGCGGCCCGAGCGCUGCCGGCCGAGCCGUCCGGAGCCCCGGGGGCCGCAGCAGCGAGGGGGCUCCCCUGCUCCUCAGUAAGGUGCUGCUCACUUCAUUCAGUACAGGGAAACCAAACAGUUUGGAUAUUCUGGUCGUUUAUUGUGAAAUUGUUUCCUAACAGCAACAGUUUUAAAUGUCAUCAUGCAAAUGGAAAAGAGAAACCUUUUAUGCAGUUGCAAAGUGUUUUUUUAAGAUGCUAUGCAUUUUGUUGGGUUACUGAAAGUGAAUUUACUGUGCAUUAAUCUUAUGAAUGUUACUACAUUUUAUAUUUAUUUUAGAUGACCCUCCUGUAUUUUACGAAGGGAAGUUUCAUUGUGUGAUAACUUAGUCUGUAUUCUUAAUAUAAUUUGUUAAAUAAAACUUGUUUUAAUCA